UCCACCCUUCUUCUUCACCCGUGCAUCGGACGACCCAAACCCCAAACCCGGAGAGCAUCAGACGUCUGAGAAGGUGUGCGUGCCACAUGACGCGAGUGCACGUGCUCGGAAAGAACUAUUCCUGAAAAUAUAUACAUGUUGGUAAUUAAGGUAGCAUAGUGCAUAUUGUGUAAGUUUAUGUUUUCCUGUGCACAUUUCAUUGAUAAUAAGAAAGCUAGCUGUAACGUACAAGUGCAGCUUGUUGGCUAAUCUGUGAUAAGAAAUGUUAUAAAUGGAUAAGCAUCGUUUAUCCAUUUGCUCUAAAAUGUAGCAAGUCACAUGAAAAAACAAAAACUUAAAUCUAAACUAUACCAUAUCCCAUAUCAUCGUAUAUAGCAUGUAGUUGAGAUUUCUCUUUAGCUUUCCUUCCAUUUGCUGGACAGAUUACUUGUACGCAUUUUCAUUAUCACAAUAAAAGUGAAGAUUGUGUACUUUUUUUUGUGUUUCUUGUAGAUCCUCCACAUGAACCUCAAAGAUAUGAUCUAGGUAGAACAGAAAGUGCAAUACAUGUUUGGUAAGGCGUGGUAUCCAGCACAAAGUACAACAUGUUAUCCAAUCCAAGGAUAUAAAGUUAGAACACACGGACAUGGCCAGCAGUUUGAUCCACUGCACACGUUUGGAUUGUCACUAACACACGUGUUAUUGAAGAGUUAAAAAUGAAGCAAAAUAUAUACAUAGCGUCACGAUAAAACCCAUAAUAACCUUGUAGCGCACCUAACUUUGUUUUCUGUUAGCCUUUUCCAUUCCCUUCCAAACAAAAUUACUUGUCCUAUUUGCCAUGGUCACAUUGAACACAGCAGGCUACUUGGUUCACAUUGAGUGCAAGGGCAGUGCACUACUUUUGCCUCUCCAGAAAUUUCUGCAGACACAGCCCAACACUAGAUAAAUAGGGGGGAAGAACACCCUUCAAGCCCCAACUCACCCAAGCAACAUAACUCAAUCAUGGGUGCAUAGAAAUAUGCCAACCCAUAUCUAUGGGGUCCUUCCCUUGAACUGCUUCUCCAUCCUCUCCAAAGCCACCUUGACCUAGUGCUUGUUUUCUUCCUUGAUCUUCCCUUGAAAUCAUUGAUAGUUACUUGUUGGACAUGGAGCCUGUCUUCUCAAUGGAGGAGAUCCUCGGACCCUUUUGGGACCUGCCAUCACCACCACCACCAGAGCAGCAGCCUCUGGUGAUCGGCACCAGCAGUGUCGUCAUAGAUGGUGUUGUUACUCAUGGUGGUAAUGGGGAGGGUAGCAACAUGAUGGAUCAGAUUCAGAACACCACGGAGUGGACCUUUGAGAGGUUACUGGAAGAGGAGCUUCUAACUGACACAACACCAGUGGCAAACUCUAGUUGCCCAGCCCUAAAUGUUGACCCGGUGGUAGAGGUGGACCAGGGAGCGAUGGCGCCUGAGGCGGUGAGUGCCGUAGGUGAUCCCAUGGAGUACAAUGCCAUACUGAAGAGGAAGCUGGAGGAGGACCUGAUGGCCUUCAAAAUGUGGAGGGCCUCUACUAGUGGUGUGAACUCUGAAGGCUCAAACAAUGAAAAUGGAGGAGAUCUUCAUGUGAGGCUUACUACUAGCUCUUCCUCAAGGGAUCCUUCACCAUCAGAUGAGGAUAUGGAUGGUGAAGUAGAGAUUCUGGGAUUUAAGAUGCCUACUGAGGAAAGAGUGAGGAAAAGAAAGGAAUCUAAUAGAGAAUCAGCCAGACGCUCAAGAUAUAGAAAAGCCGCUCACUUGAAGGAUCUGGAGGACCAGGUAGACAAACUAAAAGCUGAGAAUUCUUGUCUAUUGAGGCGGCUUGCUGCUUUGAACCAGAAGUACAAUGAUGCUACUGUUGACAACAGGGUACUGAAAGCAGACAUGGAGACCCUAAGAGCUAAGGUGAAGAUGGGAGAGGACUCCCUAAAGCGGAUCAUAGAGAUGACCUCACUGACCUCCAUACCCAUUCCAGAGCUUCCCAGCAGCUCUGAUGUUCCAGUGCAUAUCCAAGACAACAUCGUCAACUAUUUCACUACCACCCCAGCAGGCGAUGCUUUGGCUGACAACAGCUUCAUGCCCAUGCCAGACCCAUUGCCAUUGCAACUGCAAGCUGAAGAGCCAACCAUCAAUGGAGCUCUGAAUGCCACAGAGAUGAACCAAAUCGCUACGCACUGCGCGGCAGGGAGCCAACCAUCAAUGCAGCUUAUCCAGGAGACAAUGGGAGCCAUGAUGCCGACCUCCUCCGGAUCAACUCUCCAGGAAUCUGAGCUGUUGGGUCCAAACGAGACCAUAAACAUGCAUAUGUAUUAGGCAUUGCAAGUUUCGUAGUCUCGUGUUGUAGUUAUCGCCUGUGCUUGCACUGCAGGCGGACUUGUGGUUUCUUCUUUAUUGGUGUCGUGGAAUCGCUGGGAACAUUUGCAGCUGUCGCUGAAUAAGGCUGGUUGUCUCCCUUGACAUUUCGAAUAAUUUGACAACCAUGAGUGUUUUGUUUU
Molecule: messenger RNA, 2491 nt
Organism: Sorghum bicolor (sorghum)
Lineage: Eukaryota; Viridiplantae; Streptophyta; Magnoliopsida; Poales; Poaceae
Product: regulatory protein opaque-2
Exons: 6
Coding region: 1125-2309 (394 amino acids)
Biological process (GO): regulation of DNA-templated transcription
Molecular function (GO): DNA-binding transcription factor activity
Source: RefSeq, a predicted model, not a curated record